Molecule: messenger RNA, 2360 nt
Organism: Bradysia coprophila
Lineage: Eukaryota; Metazoa; Arthropoda; Insecta; Diptera; Sciaridae
Product: glycine amidinotransferase, mitochondrial-like
Biological process (GO): creatine biosynthetic process
Cellular component (GO): mitochondrial intermembrane space
Molecular function (GO): glycine amidinotransferase activity
Source: RefSeq, a predicted model, not a curated record
AUAGACCGAAAACAAUUGUGAAUCAUAUCAGUAGCGUGCUAGAGUUUGAACAGAAAAGUAUUGUAAAAUUUCGGUGAUGAGCCUUGUAAAUUCGUGGACUGAAUGGGAAACAUUAGAAGAGGUGGUCGUCGGUAGAGCAGACAAUUCCUGCUUUCCACCGAUAGAACCAAAUUUUAUGGAACCGACAAUCCAUCACAAUGACAUCGAGGAUUGGUUACCAUGGCCGAUAGGACGAAAGAAAAAGGAAGUCAUUGAUGGGGCGAACCAACAAUUAGACAUGCUUGUUGAGAUUAUGGAGGGUGAAGGCAUUGCUGUUAGGCGGCCAGCUUCAGUUGAUCAUUGUGUUGAGACAAAAACACCUUCGUGGUCAGUUCAGUCACAAUACGGAACUGGUUGUCCGAGAGAUGUCAUGAUUACUUUGGGUGAUAUUAUAUUCGAGGCCAAUAUGGCGAAACGGUCGAGAUUUUUCGAAUAUCUUCCAUAUAGGAAUGUAAUUCGCGAUCUUUGGACGCGUGACAAAAAGAUGUUGUGGAAAGCCAUGCCGAAGGCAAGCUUCGACGAUGAUUGCUUCGAUAUUGAUUAUUGGACUAGGGAAAAGAAAGUGGGUGACCGCAGGUUCACACUUACGGAAAAGGAACCGAUCAUGGAAGCGGCUGAUAUUAUUCGAUGUGGUAAAGAUAUCUUCAUUCAGAAGAGUUUUGUCACUAAUGAUGCUGCCAUCGAAUGGUUAUCGCGAGAAUUAGGUGACAAAUUUCGUGUCCAUAAAAUGUGUUUCCCCCAAAGUCUUCAACCCGCGCACAUUGACACAACAUUUAUUCCACUGAGACCCGGUCUAUGUUUAAUAAAUCCGGAUCGAUUACCCGACAAAGAAUCGGCGAAAAUUUGGUUGGACAAUGAAUGGAAAUUUAUAGAAGCACCGCAGCCGGUGUUCGAAGUUCCACCUCCGUUUUGUCAGUGCUCAAAAUGGCUAUCAAUGAAUCUGCUGUCAAUAUCUCCAACUAAAGUGAUUGUUGAAGAAAAUGAGAAACCACUACGCCAUUUGUUGGAAGAAAAUGGUUUUGAUGUCAUAGAUAUACCAUUCCGAAAAGUUUAUGAAUUUGGUGGUGCUUUACACUGCACAACGUGGGAUAUUCGUCGGAAUGAUAGUUGCAAAGACUACUUUCCACAUCAAUAGCAAUGACGUUCAGGAAGAACGCGUUGAACAGUCAUGGUAAAAAAGGCGUCGGAAACAUUAUGCUGCAUCAUACUCUUCACCUAUUUCGGCACCUUAACCCGAAUGGUGUUAAGCUAUUUAUCGCAGACAUCGGAUAGUCAUCUUAUGCCAGUUUUCAUCAGUUCAUUCUUUCUGGCAAAUAUAGUCGGCAGUUUCAUCAUGGGAUUGUUCGUCCCGUUGGAUAAGUUAUUUUCACCCAGCUAUACGUCUUGGCAUGUGGGAGUGACUACGGGUUUCUGUGGAUCUUGCACAACGUUUUCAACAUGGCAACGGAUAACGGCCGAGAAGCUAGCACACGGUCAAAUUGUCGAUGGAAUCAUGACGUUGUUGUUCACGUUUUGUACAUCGUAUGGGGCAUUCAUUUUCGGCAAACAUAUUGGCGAUGCAAUCUUUCAUCGGCCAGUGAGAUGCUUUCGUGGACAACGAUUCGGUGAAGUGUCUGUGACGAUAACAAACACAGACAUGGCUACAACUCACGUUGAACAAGGAAUCUCAUCUAGCCGUUAUGUGUAUUUGUGGCUUGUAACUGUUUUUGUUACGGUCGCCAUCUGGAUUGCUGUACUGUUGGACACGUCGUCGGAAGAUCGUCGAAAAUGUUGGACGGCUGCUGCUUUGGGUCCAAUAGGUUCAUUGGCUCGAUAUUUUCUGUUGCUUAACAAUCGGAAGCGGCCAACGUUUCCACUAUUUACGUUUAUUGUAAAUGUAUGUGCUUCUGUUGUUAGUGCAGUGAUUUUGGCUGUUUUUGUGCGACUAUCGAGUGAAAACGAACAUUGGUCGACAUACAAUUUAUGGCUAAAUUUUGGAGUGGGUGCAGGUAUUUUGGGAUGUCUUAGUACAGUUAGUACAUUUGUGAAUGAGCUACGGAAAUUAGCCGACACAAAAAUUGUACACGCGUAUCGCUACGGACUGACUAGUGUGAUUGUUUCUCAGAUUUUCUGUAUUUUCAUAAUUUGUACGACCUUUUUUAAGUAAACCAGUUAAAAAAACCAUCAAAGGGUGAAGGACAAUGGACAAAAAUCCUUGUUACUUUGACUAGCAAAAUAAUUGAUUUCGGUAGGGGUGAAGCAUACUGUGCCCGAGCUCAAAAAUGUGUCCAAACCCAAUUAUAUGAAAGUUUUAAUUUUUUUUUUGCCAAUUAAAGUCAUUC